Messenger RNA from Rattus rattus (black rat), 2690 nucleotides. It is a transcript of the gene Poln, whose product is annotated as DNA polymerase nu. Gene Ontology annotation, biological process: double-strand break repair; DNA-templated DNA replication. Lineage: Eukaryota; Metazoa; Chordata; Mammalia; Rodentia; Muridae. The transcript is spliced from 22 exons. Bases 42 to 2438 code for a protein of 798 amino acids. The record is from RefSeq and is a predicted model, not a curated record. Gene Ontology annotation, molecular function: DNA-directed DNA polymerase activity; DNA binding.
UGCACUUGGUUUCUAGACAUGUCUUGUGAAUCCAUGUUGUGAUGAAAUAUUUUUCCCUUUUUCUGCAGAACCCCAAGUCAUUAAUAAACCAGACACCAAGAGGAUCCGUUGAGCUCUCUUCUCAACCCUCCAUUACCAAGGUCUCUGCUGGUCAAGUACAAAACAGCAUUAGCUCAUCAGGCCUUUCCAGUUAUUUAAUUCCACAGUGUGAUCAGGAAGCUUCAGUUUUACAGAACAUAGAGCAUAAGAGAAAGCAUUUCCUAAAGGAAAAUAUAGGCAAAGAAGAUAAGGACAGCUUGAAUCUUAAAAGAAAAUAUAUUACAUGUAGUAAUUCCCCAGAAAAAGCAAGUAAACACACAGCGCUGGGAAAAGAGACUGAUGGGACCGAAUCCUGGCAAAAUUCCGAGGACACAAGAGCUUUGGGGAAACAGCUGUGUGAUGUUAGAUAUUUGGGUGAUUUGGCAAAAGUCCAGCUGAUGGAUGUUCUCAAGCAGGCAGCAGCCCUGGUGGUGACAUUGAUGUACAAGGACGGUUCCACACAGCUCAGUGCCAAGCAGGCUUUAACUCGUCCUGUUAAAGGAAUUGUGGUGUUACUAAAAAGCCAUGUAGGCAGCAGCCCUCUGAUUCUCCCAGCCCAUGGUGGUGCUCUGGGCAAGGCUUUCACAUCCACAGAUCACUGUAUCUACAUACAUACCGAGCAUUCCCCUUUCUGGGACCCAAAGCAAGAAGCACAUAGACUAUUCGUCAGGAACAUACUGUUUUGGACACUUAGGUGUAAAUGCCCUGUUGUUUGUUUUAAUGCCAAGGACUUUGUGAGAGCAGUACUGCAGCUUUAUGGUGAGGAUGGCAGUUGGAAGCAUGUUGCUGGUUUUGUAGGACUAGAUCCCAGAGUUGCUGCAUGGCUCAUAGAUCCCAGUGACACUGCACCUUCAUUUGAAGAUUUAGUAGCAAAACACCUAGAAAAGUCCAUCACAGUCAAACCAAGCAGCACAUUCAGUGAUGCAUCAAUAAAUAUUGUGAGUCAGAACGUAUGUGUGAACCUGAAGAUACUCUACGACCUUACAAUGGAUCUUUGUUCUAAGUUGAAGGCUUAUGGCUUAUGGCAGCUAUUUUGUACUUUGGAGCUUCCAUUGAUACCAAUUUUGGCAGUGAUGGAAAACCACAAGAUUUCAAUUGACAAAGAAGAAAUGGAGAGGACAUCGGCACUCCUUGGGGCUCACCUCAAGGAAUUGGAGCAAGAAGCCCAUUUUGUUGCAGGAGAACAGUUUCUUAUAAUGAGUAAUAAUCAACUUCGUGAGAUCCUCUUUGGCAAGUUGAAGCUGCACCUGUUGAGUCAGAGGAAACAUCUUCCCAGAACUGGGCUGCAGAACCAGCUGUCUACAUCAGAAGCCAUGUUAAAUUCUCUACAAGACCUUCACCCAUUACCCAAGAUAAUUCUGGAAUAUAGACAGGUUCACAAGAUCAAGUCAACUUUUAUAGAUGGAUUACUAGCUUAUAUGAAAAAGGGCUCCAUCUCUUCUACAUGGAAUCAGACUGGAACUGUCACAGGGAGACUUUCAGCCAAGCAUCCUAAUAUCCAGGGUAUCUCCAAGCACCCAAUCCAGAUUUCUAGGCCUCGGAAUUUUAAAGGUAAAGAAGAGGAGACUGCCACCAUCUCUCCAAGAACUCUGUUUGUGUCCUCUGAAGGCCACACCUUCUUGGCAGCAGACUUUUCACAGAUUGAAUUGCGCAUUCUUGCACAUUUAUCUGGGGAUCCAGAGCUUUUGAAGUUAUUCCAGGAAUCUGAAAGAGAUGAUGUAUUUUCGACCCUGACUUCACAGUGGAAGGACAUUCCCAUAGAGCGUGUGACACACAUGGACAGAGAACAGACCAAGAAAGUGGUGUACUCCGUGGUCUAUGGAGCCGGAAAAGAACGGCUUGCUGCUUGCCUUGGAGUCACUGUUUUGGAAGCCACCCACUUUUUGGAGCAAUUUCUACAGAAGUACAAGAAAAUCAAGGACUUUGCCCAGACAGUUAUUGGCCAGUGUCACAGCGCAGGCUAUGUGGCAUCCAUCUUGGGUAGAAGGAGGCCUCUCCCGAGGAUCUGUGCACAGAACCAGCAGCUUCGGGCACAAGCAGAGCGACAAGCAGUAAACUUUGUGGUACAAGGCUCAGCCGCAGACCUCUGUAAGCUAGCCUUGAUUCGCAUCUUUGCUGCAGUGGCCACGUCCCCGACCCUGACAGCCAGGUUAGUUGCCCAAAUCCAUGAUGAGCUGCUGUUUGAAGUAGAAGAUACUCAGAUCCCUGAGUUUGCAGCUCUUGUCAGAAGGAUCAUGGAGUCCUUGCAACAGGUACAGACCUUGGAACUGCAGCUGCAGGUGCCCCUAAAGGUGAACUUGAGUAUUGGCCGCUCAUGGGGACACCUGACCCCACUGCAGGAGACCCUGGGCUCAGCCUGACCCAUCUCCCAGCAACAGUCCAGCAACCAGUGAGGUCCCUGCUUUCUACCCCCAUAAAGGGCUUUUUCUUUCAUCCUGCGUAUCUGUAUCCCUGGGCAACAGUGGAAUGAGAGAGUUUGUUUCCACCAAUCCAUCCUACAGCCUUUUCCCAUGUCACAAGCUUGCACUCUAUGAGGGCUAAACUAUACAGGCUACAUUAACCCUUUGUGGAACAACUAGGGUACCUGAAGUAAAUGUCUAAUGAGAAGCUGA